GGGGCUACACUUGGGCCCCGCGUCCUGCUCCCAUGGCCGCCCCCGGCUCCCCGCGCUGCCCCCUUUCCCCCGGGCCGCGCCCCGGGGCCCCGCACUGACGGCCCAUGGCGCCGCCCGCCGCCCGCCUCGCCCUGCUCUCCGCCGCGGCGCUCACGCUGGCGGCCCGGCCCGCGCCCAGCCCCGGCCUCGGCCCCGGACCCGAGUGUUUCACAGCCAAUGGUGCGGAUUAUAGGGGAACACAGAACUGGACAGCACUACAAGGCGGGAAGCCAUGUCUGUUUUGGAACGAGACUUUCCAGCAUCCAUACAACACUCUGAAAUACCCCAACGGGGAGGGGGGCCUGGGUGAGCACAACUAUUGCAGAAACCCAGAUGGAGACGUGAGCCCCUGGUGCUAUGUGGCAGAGCACGAGGAUGGUGUCUACUGGAAGUACUGUGAUAUACCUGCUUGCCAGAUGCCUGGAAACCUUGGCUGCUACAAGGAUCAUGGAAACCCACCUCCUCUGACUGGCACCAGUAAAACGUCCAACAAACUCACCAUACAAACUUGCAUCAGUUUUUGUCGGAGUCAGAGGUUCAAGUUUGCUGGGAUGGAGUCAGGCUAUGCUUGCUUCUGUGGAAACAAUCCUGAUUAUUGGAAGUACGGGGAGGCAGCCAGUACCGAAUGCAACAGCGUCUGCUUCGGGGAUCACACCCAACCCUGUGGUGGCGAUGGCAGGAUCAUCCUCUUUGAUACUCUCGUCGGCGCCUGCGGUGGGAACUACUCAGCCAUGUCUUCUGUGGUCUAUUCCCCUGACUUCCCCGACACCUAUGCUACGGGGAGAGUCUGCUACUGGACCAUCCGUGUUCCGGGGGCCUCCCGCAUCCACUUCAGCUUCCCCUUAUUUGACAUCAGGGACUCGGCGGACAUGGUGGAGCUUCUGGAUGGCUACACCCACCGUGUCCUAGCCCGCUUCCAUGGGAGGAGCCGCCCACCUCUGUCCUUCAACGUCUCUCUGGACUUCGUCAUCUUGUAUUUCUUCUCUGAUCGCAUCAAUCAGGCCCAAGGAUUUGCUGUUUUAUACCAAGCCGUCAAGGAAGAACUGCCACAGGAGAGGCCCGCUGUCAACCAGACGGUGGCCGAGGUGAUCACAGAGCAGGCCAACCUCAGUGUCAGCGCUGCCCGGUCCUCCAAAGUCCUCUAUGUCAUCACCACCAGCCCCAGCCACCCACCUCAGACUGUCCCAGGAUGGACAGUCUAUGGUCUGGCAACUCUCCUCAUCCUCACAGUCACAGCCAUUGUAGCAAAGAUACUUCUGCACAUCACAUUCAAAUCCCAUCGUGUUCCUGCUUCAGGGGACCUUAGGGAUUGUCAUCAACCAGGGACUUCGGGGGAAAUUUGGAGCAUUUUUUACAAGCCUUCCACUUCAAUUUCCAUCUUUAAGAAGAAACUCAAGGGUCAGAGUCAACAAGAUGACCGCAAUCCCCUUGUGAGUGACUAAAAACCCCACUGUGCUUAGGACUCGAGGUCCCUCUUUGAGCACAAGGCUGCCGUGGUCAACCUCUCCUGUGGUUCUUCUCUGACAGACUCUUCCCCUCCUCUCCCUCUGCCUCGGCCUCUUCGGGGACACCCUCCUCCUACAGACUAGGAAGAGGCGCCCUGCUGCCAGGGCAGGCAGAGCCUAGAUUCCUCCUGCUUCAUUGGUUGCACUUAGGAGAGAGACUCAAAGCCCUGGGGCCCGGCCCUCUCUGCGUCUCUCUCUGACCUAGCUAGCAGUGGGGGUGUUAGGACAGUGAGGCUGAGAUGACAGAGGUGGUCAUGGCUGGCACAGGGCUCAGGUACAUUCUAGAUGGUUGUCAGGUGGUGGGUAGGUUAAGUUACAUUGAAUUUUUCUUGCUUCUUCUCUAUUUUUGUCCACACACAAAUCAGUUUCUCCUGGUCUUUAUGGCUUGGAACAGGGCCAGACAGGGAGAACUCUCAGGUACUCUUGGGAGUUGGUCUGGUCCCAUACAAGUGCGGACUCCUGGACAUUAGCGAGGUGUAAAGAGGGCAGUGUCUGUGCUGCCCCGGCAGCUUUGCUCUCCAGAUGCUGGACUAGGGUGGGCCUCCUCCAGCCUGGGAGGGUCUGAGAAUAAGAUCUAGUGACCCCCAUUUAUAUCAAACCUGAUACCUUACACAUGGGCUUCUUUCUAGAUUCUUCUUUCUAUAGCUCAUGGAGCUGCAGGGAAAGCUUUAAGAGCUUUGGUCAUAUAAAACAUCCAUUCAGCCGGGCACGAUGGCUCACGCCUGUAAUCCCAGCAGUUUGGGAGGCUGAGGCGGGCAGAUCACCUGAGGUCAGGAGUUCGAGACCAGCCUGGCCAACAUGGUGAAACCCCGUCUCUACUAAAAGUAUAAAAAUUAGUCAGGCGUGGUGGCAGGUGCCUGUAAUCCCAGCUACUCAGAAGGCUGAGGCAGAAGAAUAGCUUGAACCUAGGAGGUGGAGGUUGCAGUGAGCCAAGAUCGUACCACUGCACUCCAGCCUGGGUGACAAGAGUGAGACUCUGUCUCAAAAAAACAGAACACAAACAAAGAAAAUCCAUUCAUUUACUCAUGCAAUAAAUUCUCCUGCAAGCUUUUAUGGGCACUCAAUAAGUACUCAGGAUUGGAUUUAUCAGCCUUGCCUCUGAGCAGCUCAUGGUCCUGUGGAACCUGAGCCAGGCCUCAGUCUCUCCAUGAUCGGCUCAGCUAACUCUCAGUUCAGAGCGGAGAGCAUCAGUCUUGUGUUUUUGCCCUUAGGCAGCACUAUAUGAGACAUGGGGCCUGUGGUCCUUCCUUCUGGUGUCCCCCUGUUAAAAGAUAAAAAACACCCCAAGGGCUGGGCACGGUGGCUCACGCCUGUAAUCCCAGCACUUUGGGAGGCCGAGGCGGGCGGAUCAUGAGGUCAGGUGAGCGAAACCAUCCUGGCUAAGGUGGUGAAACCCCGUUUCUACUAAAAAUACAAAAAAUUAGCCGGGCAUGGUGGCGGGCGCCUGUAGUCCCAGCUACUCGGGAGGCUGAGGCAGGAGAAUGGCGUGAACCUGGGAGGUGGAGCUUGCAGUGAGCAGAGAUCACGCCACUGCACUCCAGCCUGGGCGACAGUGCGAGACUCCGUCUCAAAAAAAAAAAAAACCCCAAGGGCCAUCCGUGCUCUCUGCCCCUCCUGUGGGGACCAAGUGGGGUUAGAAAUGGCUCAGUGGGGAAGGAGAGCGCUCUUGUCCCCGGUCCCAUGCCACCCUGUCCCUUAGAUAGGGAGUGGGCUGCAGAGAUUGGUGCCAGGAGAGGGUGGGUUUGGGAAUUGGAGCUCCUCCAAGGAGCUCCUCUUAAGAUUGAGUGCUGCAGCUGUAGUGGCUGCUGGUUGGGAGAGUAAGUGCCAUCACUAACUUAAAAGUUGUUGCCAUCUGGAAGCAGGCUUUGUCAACAGCAGCUGAGAAAAGCAGCCUGUGCCUCUGCUGGCCAAGCCUAGGCCCUCGUCAGAGUGUGCCUCUCCCCAAGGCACCCGGGCCUGGGUGAUUGUUGCGCCUCUGGCCUUGGCAUUUCCUCUUUGCAGCACUUUGCCUACCUCCCCUAAGCCCUGAGCCACUGCCUGCUGGGGCUCCUACUGAGGUUCUGGCAACACCUCUGCCCCUGGGGAGAAAGAGGGCCACACGGGAAGUGUCUGCAGGGAGAGGUGACACUUGGCAGCCUGAGUUCAGGAGAGGUGCUCGGAGCUUCAGGCAGAGGAGCCUUCAGAGGAGGGAAACGGAGCAAUGUGUCACAGGCGGGCAGGGCCAGGACUGCCACCCCAGGCCCUGUGGGAGGCCUGCUGAGAGAACAGGGCUGCUCGGUGCAGUCUUCAUGCUUUGAUCUGGAAAGAGCAGCUGUCCACAGGCCUCUGUCUCCAAGAGGCCUGUCACACAGGAGGACCGCUGGAAACAUACCAACACGUGCAGUCUCCUCUCCAAGCUAUUCAUGCUGUUUGUGGAAUCUCUCUCAAACACAAGUGUCAGGUGUGUGUUGUCCCAACGGGUCCUGUGCUGUGAAUAGAUCCAUGUGCAGCACAAAGGGAAUGUGGCACAUGGCCCCAGGAAGAGUUCACCCGUCCAGGAGGCAGUUGUUCAGUUGCCUGAGGGUUGACACUGACCACUGGCCUCUGGGGUGUCCUGCAGCCCAAAUGCCCACCUUGCCCUCCUCACAUCUCAGUCAGGGGAGGCCAUGCCGAAGCCAAUGUGCUGUCAGAGCCUGCAGCGGGGGCAGCGCUUCCUCGGAGGGCCUGGGAAGUGCUGGGGAUGCCCCAGCGCUUCUCUUCCUGCCUGGCCCUGGCAUGGCCUAGCGCCUCUAGGAUGAACUUAACGAUCCGUGGAGCAGCCCCGGGAAACCCAAGCCUGGCUCAGGACAGCGUACGGGCAAGAGGGCUGUAAAUCAUCCCAGGCUAAGCCUCCAUGGGCACUGGGUCCUGCUGCAGCCUGGCUAUGGGCUCAGUUAGAACUAGGUAGAAAGUCAGCGACACCCCACAGAAGGCCACUGCGGCUAAGUAAACACCUGAGAAAGAAACUGCUCCAGAAGAGAUGACGUGGGCUUCCAGGGGCACGGAGGAGGUGGCACUUGAACUUUUAGGAAACUCCUUAUAUGAGAUAAAGUGGGGGUUGGAGGUGGUGAGAAGAGGGUAACCCUGGGAAAGUCAACGUCAGAACCCAUGGCAGAAGACUGUGGGAGAGGCAGGGGAGGGGCUUUGAGGACCACUGUGGAUGGAGCUCUGAAAGCACCCUGGCCAAAGCCUCUCCUGAGGUGACAGAGCGUGGGAGGAGGCUGCACUGGUCCUGCGUGCCAUCCUCACCCCUGUCCCCCGCUGGCGCCAGGCCCUGCCUUCUUGGUACAUGUGCCAACAGGAGAGCCCUCACCAGCCAAUCUUGUCACUCUCCGUGGUGAUGGUGCCUUGGCCAGCUGUGGCCCCUAGUUUCUAGCAGUGUUUCUCAGUGUCCUUGGCCUUCUGAGAAGGCAGGCGGGAGGCACACAGCGCCCUGUUCUUCCCCAUUUGUCCAGCUGCUUGCAAAGCAGAGAAUGGGUAGGAAUGAACCUGAGUGCCUUCACCAGCCCUGUCCCCCACGUCAGGACAGGCUUGAGGCCUCUCUGGGCGUGAGCGAGGAAACCAGGCUGCACUAACUUCUGAAGAGUGGGCUCUGGCUCAAGACUCCAAUCGGCCAGAAGCCCACAGAGAUCAAAGCACUAGCAAGUUCAGCUGUCCUGGCCCUCGGGCAGAACCCACGGGCGUGCCUGGGUGCGGCUCCACCCACAUGCCCCACUGUCAGCCCAGGCAGGAGCCUUCCUGGCAGGGCUCAGGAUCUGCCUGCAGCCCAGCCAGGCCAUCACCCAGCCCCAGUGCAUCCUGGCACUGCACACUUACUCUUCACAAGCACUUAUACGCAGAUGGCCUCCGAGACCCUGCCUCCCUGGUCUGCUGAGGCCAGGCCAGGUCUCCCACGGAGCCGGGCAGCUCCCCACCCCGCCACCUGGCACCGUUAGGUUUCAGAUCUCCUGUGUGGUGUUUGAUGUCGGCUUUUGUUCCUACCUUGGGAGUUUGGAUUGUUUCCUCUGGUGUCUUUGUUUACCUUCCUCACUGUUCUACCUCCUGGCCAGGUCUCAGCUUAGCUUCCCUGGUGUGGGGUGUUUUUCAAACCUUCCAGCCACAGCUGUCCCCGCUCAGGCUGGAUGGCUCAGGGGUGACAGGGCUUCACCCUCUGCCUGCAGACCCCUGGUGGGCACAUCUCACAGGCUUCCGUCUUGCGAAUUGGGUUCGGAGGCAGAAGUGGGGUGUGGAGGAAAGUCAGAGGGAAAUCUGCUUCAGAAAGGAAGGGUCUUUAGACAGGAAGACUGGAGGCCCUUCCCCGCCCGCACGGGAGCUGCCCUGGUGGGGCUCAUGCACGCCAAGACCUUCCCACAUCCAAACUCAGCUUCCAGCAGGGAUUCUGACUUUGGAUGACAAGGCUUUAUGUGUAGAUAUGCUCUUAAUAUGCAACUUUGAGAAUAAAAUAGAAACAUCAUGUAUUUUAAAAUAUAAGAUGAAGUGUGACGCACUGUAUACAAUUUAAUAUAUAUUUUUAGGAUUUUGUUAUUUAAGAAAAUGGAAUGUAAUGGUACUUUUACAAAAGAGAAAAAAUGUUAUUUUUACUUCCUGGAAAAAAUAAAUAUUCUCAUUGUUGUAGAAAGAGUGAUGGGCCCUACACUGUCAUUUCUAUGGGUGUUCCCCAGAGACCAUGGGAUGAGUGGAGGGUGUCUGUGGUGAGAUUCUUACCUUCCCUUGGGUGCCAGUCCUCGCCUUUUGCUUGCAUUUCCCUAGUAGUGCCUCCAAAUUUCUUCCAGUCUUGUCAUGGCUUUGACCCACAGCUGACCUUCAGCUGGUAAGAUCUGAAAGUUUAGGUAUUCCAAAACCAUUGCACUGCAGCCCACAUCCAAGGAACGUCAGUGCAGAUCAGAGAGAUCUGGGCUUGAGCCGGCCUACAGUCAGUCCCUCGACUCCUCAGCCUCAGCUUCCCCAUCUGAAAAGGGUAAUGGAAUCUAUUCCUCAGGAGGCUAUGGAGGCUAUGUUUUGACAACAUGCAUCUAAAGUGCUUAUGUAAUUAUUAUCCCAGGUGGAAUUGACCUUGCCUCUCACAGCAACCAGUUCUUCCUCUCCACCCCCUUCUUGCCCCACUCUUUCCUUCUUAGGAAGGAAAGAAGCUAAUAGAAGCUCCAUGUAUGAGCUGCCCACUCUGCGCCAGGCACUCUGCUGGCAGACACUGUGCACAUCCUACAACUUUUCACCAUGGGUACCACUUUCCCUCUUUGGCAGAUGAGACAGCUGAGGCAUGGAGAGGCUACAGGGGACAGUAGCUGAGAGCACAGCCCUGGAGGAUUCAGUUUCCUCCAUUCCUUCUCUGUGAGGCCAGUGAGGGUAAAACAGGGAGCCUUUGAAGGGUUUCAGCGAAGUGACAUCAGAUUCCCAGUUUAGAAAGCAUUCCUCCUUGCAUCUGGGAAAACAGAUCCGAGCGGGGUAAGACUGAGGGCAAGGAAACCAGUCAGGAGACUCUACAGGCCCAGCCAGGAGAUGCUGAGGGCAUGCCUGGACCCCCAAGCCAGUGCUGUGGAGAGAGAUGCUGACUGCACUCCCAGGGCAGGGGCAUGUGCAUGGGGCUGGGUAGCUCAGGCUCACAUCCCAGUUUCACUGUUCACCAUGUGACCUGGGGUGAGUAACAUGGCCCUGUGUACCUGUUUUCUCACCUGUCAAAUGGAGACAGUUAUAGUACCUGCCUUUGUGAGGCGUUGGGCUGUAUGAAUUAUUAUUACCUGCAGUAUGUUUUCCAUCAAAGGUAGAUGUUCCUUUCAUUCUAGAAUAGAGGUGGGGGUUAAGAACGAGGAGGUGUCUGGAAUGGUGCUCCUGUACCUGACAUGGGUGCCUGAGCAGAGAGAGGGGCCAUUCUUCGACGUAAGGAAUGUAAAAGGUGCCAGGUGUGAGAGGAAACCUGAUGAGUUCCUUUUGGGCUAAGUCCACUUUGGUCCCUGUGGGACACUGAGGCACAGCUGUCUGGCAGGCAUUGGACAGACAGCCUGAGCCCCCCACAAGGAGCACAAGGCUCUGCACAACCCAAGGAAACAUGGGCACAGGCGGCAUCCUCAGGGUGAGUGUUGGGGCCACCCCUCAGAAGGCUAUGGGGGAGAGUGUCCUGGGAUGCACUGAGGCAGUGAGGGAGCGCCUGGCAGGACCAGGGUGGGCAGGGGUAGGACAGGAGACAAGGACUCCCCUGGAAGCCAAAGAACCUAUAGGCAAAGCUUUUUUUUUUUUUUUUUUUUUUUUUGAGAUGGAGUUUUGCUCGUCACCUAGGAUGGAGUACGGUGGUGCAAUCUCUGUUCACUGCAACCUCCGCCUCCCGGGUUCAAGCAAUUCUCCUGCCUCAGCCUCCCAGAGUAGCUGGAAUUACAGGCGCCCGCCACCAUGCCCAGCUAAUUUUUGUAUUUUUAGUAGAGAUGGAGUUUCACCAUGUUGGCCAGGCUGGUCUCAAACUCCUGACCUCAGGUGAUCCGCCCGCCUCGGCCUCCCAAAGUGCUGGGAUUACAGGUGUGAGCCACUGCGCCUGGCGAGCAAAGCUUCUAACCUGACCAGCACACACAGACUGCUCGUGCUUUGAGUCCCGGUUCCAGAUUCUCAGGAGACAGCUUGGCCAGGUGAAGUCUCCCUCAUCCAGCCAGUUUUUGCUAGGAUAGUGUUUUCUGAGAAAAGAGGGCACAGGCCAGUCCAGCUAAAGAAUAUUACCACCGCAGACGUGGCUCUCGGUGGGAUGCAUUUGACUGCUUGCCUGGGAAUCCCUACGUGCUCUGUUAAACUGCAGGUUCCCGGGCCCCACCCCAGACCUAGCACAUCAGAAUGCCUGGAAGCACUGCCUCGACAUGGAGUCCGCGCCCUUCACUUCACUACUCUCCCCUCCCUGGCUAACUUCUGCCUCCACCCUGCAGCCAGCCCCAAUGCUGCCACGGCUGUUGCAACAUAAUGGCACCUUUUUUUUUUUUUUUUUUUUGAGACGGAGUCUUGCUCUGUCUCCAGGCUGGAGUGCAGUGGCGCAAUCUCGGCUCACUGCAACCUCUGCCUCCUGGGUUCAAGCGAUUCUCCUGCCUCAGCCGCCCGAGUAGCUGGAACUACAGGCACACACCACCACGCCCAGCUAAUUUUUGUAUUUUUAGUAGAGACGGAGUUUCACCAUGUUGGCCAGGAUGGUCUCGAUCUCUUGACCUGGUGAUCUGCCCACCUCGCCCUCCCAAAGUGCUGGUAUUACAGGCGUGAGCCACCAUGCCCGACCCGUGAUAGCCCCUUUAAAGGUCAGCUUCACUUGACUGUUUAUCUUCACUGGGCUUUCCUUCUCUCUCCUGGAAGCUCUUUCCUUCCAUGAAGGAAAAUAUUUUUAAUGGCAGGAAAUGGCUGGUGGAAAACAAACGGGGUGGCCUUGCUGGUGAAUUUCUUAGGGACAAAUUACGCUGCAACAGAAAAAAUAAAUGCAGCCAGAAUGUGCAACUGUCCCCCCUGAAGAACCCCUUUGGGAUUAUGGGACAAUGAGGCCAGGAUGAGACCCUCAAACCCUUUUGAGUGGACUCUGGGGACCACUGACCUUGCCCUGUGUUCUCCUGAACCUGAGAGACGCAGAUAUUGGAGAAUCCACCACCCGGGAGCCAGCACCAGGGCAGCACCAGCCCCAUCCUUUGUCAGGCAGUCAAAGGCUCUUCUUCCUGUGAAGGGGAAUGGGGCUGGACAAGGGUGACCUUGUCUCCAGGCUUGGAAGUCACAUGACCAUCUUCUUUCCCCUCUGGGCCAUGCGUGCCUGAAACUGCAGACAGUCUCUGGGACUCAGAGAACUGGGAAGCUUUUGUUCCUCUGUGGCGAGGUCGGGUCCCGAUGGGGGAUUGUUUUUGCUCAGCUGAAAGGGACACUUUAGGGAUAGAAUAUUUCAACCUUAAGAAGCAGCAACAUUUGCUUGUAGCUGGAAGUCUUCAUUUCUGGUCUCCAGCUGUUGUCUGGAGCCAGCAGGCCUCCGCUGAAUGGGCCUAUGCCCAGCAACUGGGGGCGGGCAGUGCCUGCCAGACUGAACAUGAACCAAUCUGUGCAGGACGCCCAUCUCCAGGACAGCCUGGCUGCAAGGACACCCUGUCCCCUCCCGAUGGUGGUUGCUGGGCUUUGGAAUAAACCUGUUAGCUCUGGGUGACUGAGCUGGGAAAAGGGGCUCCACAAGAAGCGUUUUAGGGGGAAAGUAGACCCAAGCUUGAGCUCCAGAGUAACCCCUCCGGGAGAAACACCAAACACUCGGAAACAGCCAGGGCUCUUGCAACAGUGAAGCUGCAGAUCCCAUUUAUUUCCGUCUUAAUAGCAUUGUCUCUGUUCAAAUGAGGUCACUGAACUUUUAAAAACUUCACUGAGGGUCAUGCUUCUUUGCAUAUUGAUCAUGUGAAUCUUUAUUGGACUUGCCUUAGUUGCUGGUACCAAAGAUAGAGAUUAAGGGCCCUCAAGGGGUAUUUAGACCUCAAAUUCAGCCAAACACAGGGGCAGCUUUUCCUGGGUCUGAGUGAGCUGAGGAAAGCAUUUUUGAAUAUGCAAGGACAAUAAGAUUAAUAACCACUACCAUCUCUGCAGUACCUAUUGUGUACCAGACGCUGUGCCAAGUGGCCAACAGAGAUUACUGAAUUCGUCUUUGCCGCAACCCAACAAGGAAACUGAGGGUCAGAGAAGGGGUCCAGCCAGGGGCCGCCAAGGUUCAGACUCAGCCUGGGACCACUGGCUCCAAAGCUGGGGGUCUUCACUCCUGUUGAGCUGCAGGCCCCUCCAACACAGGCAGUGGGUGGGCCCCCAAAUAGCUCAUCUUCAAGGAUACGGCCUCCAGAAAGCCCAGGGAAAGUGUGGAUCGAUUUUCCUGGGUCAAGGAAGGAUCAAACCUUCACUUCUUUACCUAUUUGAUGACACAAACCCCUUUGAGAACCAGGGGUUGGAUGGAGCCUCUCCCUGCAAAAAAGACCCCAUCUGCCAAACUGCAGGGGUCCAGAGACGCCCUGCCCCCUGAAACCCUUCCAUGGACCUCAGGUUUAGAAUCUCUCCAUUAAGCCAUAAGCAUGAUUAUUUGAAAGUUAAAAUGAGGCCAGAAGGGAUAAUAGUAACAGUCAUAAUAAUACGAAUAACAGGAUACAUUUUACUGACCACCUGUUGUCAGGCAUUUAUGCCAGGGGUUGGCAAACAUUUUCUGUUAAAGGCUAAAUACUAAACAUUUUAGACUUUGUAGGCCAUACAGUCUCAGAUCCAUUGACCAAGAACCACAGGCCAGCCACUGAGACCCUCGAUGACUCCAACAAGCCCUGGAGCCAUCUAGGCAACUCCAUGAGGAGUGGGGGGAUGAGGGGCCACCAAGCUCCCCUUGUUAUUAGCCACAGACAGUAUGUAAACAAAUGGUCACAGUUGUGUUCCCAUAAAACUUCACGGACACCAAAACCUGAAGUUUAUAUAAUGUUCACGUGUCACGAAAUGCUACAAAAUGCUAUUCUUUUGAUUUUUCCCCCCCAAAAUUAAAAAGUGUAAAAACCGGCCAGGCAUGAUGUCUCAUGCCCAUAAUCUCAGCACUUUGGGAGGCUGAGGUGGGUGGAUCACUUGAUGUCAGGAGUUUGAGACUAGCCUGGCCAACAUGGUGAAACCCUGUCUCUACUAAAAAUAUAAAAAUUAGCCAGGUGUGGUAGCACGUGCCUGUAAUCCCAGCUACUCGGGAGUCUGAGGCAGGAGAAUCGCUUGAACCAGGGAGGUGGAGGUUGCUGUGAGCCGAGAUUGUGCCAUUGCACUCCAGCCUGGGAGACAGAGCAAGACUCUGUCUUAAAAAAAAAAAAAAAAAAGCAUAGGAGUCAGGAUUUGAGCCCACUCCCAAGCCUGUUUGCUUUCCUAAGAGACAAGAUGGGUGCAUUUAAAUUGUGGAGGAAGAAAAGGUGACAGUGAAGCAGGAAGGAAGACCCAGGAGCAAGGGCAGUCCCCUGGGCACUGGGAAUAUCAGGCAGAGAGGCUCCAUCCUCCUGCAGUCUUUGCUGAAUGGUCUGCACUGCAGGGGAGGGCGGCUGGUUUCCUGAGCCAUCCCUCCAACCCCCUGCAAGUGGCUCCAAGGACAGAGGCUCCAGAUCCAGGACAGCUGGUGGCCUUCACAUUGUUUUGCAUCUCCCAGGUUCUCUUAAUUAUAACCAAUUCACCACCCUCAGCAAUUCCUUGUUCCCCUUUGCUAAUACCGGUUGAGUUGUAACCAUCAGCCGAACUCCCAGCCAAAUGGGCUAAAAUCACUUCCCUUUCCCAUGUAGGGAGUCCUCCAGUCUCUUAGAAACUCGCCUUUCUUCUCAGUCCUGUGAGACGGGCGAGGCCUGCCCUUCUGUGCGCUGACUUACUGGGCUGGGAUCUGCCCUAGCGGGAGACAGAAUCUGCUCAACUUUCUCCAGCUCCUCCCUGCCCCUUGCAUCCCCCGCCCCGACUCUCCCCCCAACCCCUCCUGCUGACUCUUGGGGCUCUGGCACACUGCCUGCCAAGCACAACCUUUCCUUUUUUUCUCUCUCGAAAGACAGGGUCUCACUCUGUCGCCCAGGCUGGAGAGCAGUGGCACCGUCACAGAGUAAACUCCAAAACUGGGAUUCAGCCUGGGACCCACAUGGGUUCCUGGCUUGAAGCAGGAAGGAACUCAAGAGUGAGCUGACAGUAAAGUGAAAGCAAGUCUUUUAAGAAAGUAAAGGAAUAACCCCUUUUAUAGAUCAGAGUGCUCUAGAAUAAUGGAUGGUCUUGGAUGGUGGACAAAUAGGGACAGGGACAGUUAAAUUGGGAGCCUUUCUUACAACCUUGAUGGGUUUUUUCCCCCCAAGUUUCCUUCUCCACUGAAAUGCCACACCAAUGCUUGUUGGAUUCAUGAGGUGGCCAGACCAAUGUGUUGUUUGUUUUUUUUUUUAAGCUUCCCUUGAGAGAAUAAAUGGUAAUGGAGAGAACUAUUUAACAAGGUCCUGGUUUCUCUUGCAACACAGUAGCUAAACUUGCCUGCUUUUAUAUGCAUUUUUGUAGGGAUCGGCUUGGUAGACAGUAUUAGCAGAGAAACGACACCUUGAUCUUGGUUUGCAAGCCCUUCUCCCAUCAGUCCUAGAUUAGGCCCUGUUCAGCCAUGCAGGGGUGUUGGUUUAUGCGUGCUGCAGCAGUGGGCAUAAUGAAUAUAAUUUACCCAGUGGACAAAGGUGUGUACCAAGUGAAUUUAAAUAAUUGAUGUAGAUUGGCCAGUAGCUAAGAAGUGGGCUUUUAAAGAGUGUUGAAGAUUGAAAGGUUUGUUUUUUUUUUAAAGAAAAAAAAUCUAUUGAUUGUAGAUAAUGAAAAGCUAGGGUUUGCCCUCUUCAUGUCUACUCUCCUUCCAAAUAGUUAUAUCCAAAACUGUUUUUCCCUCUCCCCUACCUUGUCCCCACUAUUAAAAUAGAAACAGGGAUUGAUUAAUGUCCCGCUCCUGAACACAUGUAAAAUUUGGACAAAAAUAUCUUCUGUGAAAAUGAUUUGUAAUCUGUAGACUUAUUACCUGGGAGAUGUCUUGAUGUAAAAUCCCAUCCUUUGGGUUGUGGGUUUUUUGUUUUCUCCAAAUAAAUCUGAUCUUUAAA
Messenger RNA from Symphalangus syndactylus (siamang), 13129 nucleotides. RefSeq names its product kringle containing transmembrane protein 1 (gene KREMEN1). Lineage: Eukaryota; Metazoa; Chordata; Mammalia; Primates; Hylobatidae. Gene Ontology annotation, biological process: multicellular organism development; Wnt signaling pathway. The record is from RefSeq and is a predicted model, not a curated record. Gene Ontology annotation, cellular component: plasma membrane.